AUGGGGGACUCCAAAGUGAAGGUGGCGGUGCGCGUCCGCCCCAUGAACCGGCGAGGUGAGACCCUCCUCGCUCAGCGAUCCCCCUUUCCCCUCCCGGCGCUCACGGAGGCGGAGUGUGAGGGGAGCGGGCCUGAGGGGCAGAGCGCGGCGGGAGGCCGGGGGGCGCCAGUCCCCAUAGGUGUCCGUAGGAUCCGUAACCCUUCUUUUUAUCCCUCGGUGACUGAGUGGGACGGAGCUAUCCAGAUGACAGAGGCACUAUCGGGGCAUAGAGAAACAAAAACAAACAAGAAAACAUGGAAGAGGAGGCGUGAAUUGACAAGAGAAGAUUUCGUUGUUGAGUUGAGAAAACUUGUUUUAAAUGAUGAGGAAGCAAAUAUGGAAAGGCAAUUUCAGCCAAGGAAUGGGAAGGUGAAGAAGGCGAAGUUCCAAGAAACACAGCUUGAUCUGCAUACAAAAUGUGUGGUGGAUGUGGAUGCAAACAAGGUUAUUCUUCACCCUGUAAACACCAACCUUUCAAAAGGAGAUGCCAGUCGGAGCCAGCCAAAGGUGUUUGCCUACGAUCACUGCUUUUGGUCUAUGGAUGAGUCUGUCAAAGAAAAAUAUGCAGGUCAAGAUGUUGUUUUCAAGUGCCUUGGGGAGAAUAUUCUUCAGAAUGCCUUCGAAGGCUACAAUGCUUGCAUCUUUGCCUAUGGGCAAACUGGAUCUGGGAAAUCAUACACAAUGAUGGGUACUGCUGACCAGCCUGGAUUAAUCCCUAGACUUUGCAGUGGACUUUUUGAAAGAGCACAGAAAGAGGAAAAUGAAGAGCAGAGUUUCAAAGUGGAAGUAUCCUACAUGGAGAUAUACAAUGAGAAAGUCAGAGAUCUUCUUGACCCAAAAGGAAGCCGUCAGUCAUUAAAAGUGAGAGAACACAGUGUUUAUGGUCCUUAUGUGGAUGGCCUAUCCAAACUAGCUGUUGCUAGCUACAAGGACAUCGAGUCCUUGAUGUCUGAGGGCAACAAAUCUCGAACAGUGGCUGCAACCAACAUGAAUGAGGAGAGCAGUCGGUCCCAUGCAGUCUUCAAGAUUAUCCUCACCCACACACUCUAUGAUGUACAAUCAGGGACAUCAGGUGAGAAGGUGGGCAAGCUGAGUCUGGUGGAUUUAGCAGGUAGUGAAAGGGCAACAAAGACUGGUGCUGCAGGAGACAGGCUGAAAGAAGGAAGCAACAUUAACAAAUCCCUCACAACUCUUGGGCUGGUCAUUUCUGCCCUGGCAGAUCAGGCUGCAGGCAAGAACAAGAACAAAUUUGUUCCUUAUCGUGAUUCUGUGCUCACUUGGUUACUUAAAGAUAGCCUUGGUGGUAAUAGCAAGACUGCCAUGGUAGCAACAGUAAGCCCAGCAGCAGACAACUAUGAUGAGACCCUUUCAACACUAAGGUAUGCAGACCGGGCCAAGAACAUCGUGAAUCAUGCUGUGGUGAACGAAGACCCCAACGCUCGCAUUAUUCGCGACCUCCGUGAGGAAGUGGAGAAGCUGCGAGAACAGCUCACAAAAGCAGAGGCUAUGAAAUCACCAGAAUUAAAAGAACGACUGGAGGAAUCAGAAAAGUUGAUUCAGGAAAUGACUGUGACCUGGGAAGAAAAAUUAAGAAAAACUGAAGAGAUAGCACAGGAACGUCAGAAACAGUUGGAAAGCCUUGGCAUAUCUCUUCAGUCUUCUGGGAUAAAAGUUGGGGAUAAUAAGUGCUUCCUGGUAAAUUUGAAUGCAGACCCAGCUCUCAAUGAACUUCUGGUUUACUAUUUAAAGGAGCACACAUUAAUAGGCUCAGACAAUUCUCAAGAUAUCCAGCUGUGUGGAAUGGGAAUUCUUCCUGAACACUGCAUCAUAGACAUCACCCCAGAAGGACAGGUUAUGUUAACACCUCAAAAAAAUACUAGGACGUUUGUAAACGGUUCAGCUGUCGUGUGUCCUAUCCAGCUGCAUCAUGGAGACAGAAUAUUGUGGGGAAACAACCACUUCUUCAGGCUCAAUUUGCCAAAGAAGAAAAAGAAGGCAGAUCAUGAGGAUGAAGAGCGAGACAACUCUAUGAAGUACAGUAAUAGUGUUGAGCAGCUGGACAUAGAUGGAGACAAUUCCAGUGAAGUGUCUAGUGAGAUUAACUUCAGCUAUGAAUAUGCCCAGAUGGAAGUCACAAUGAAAGCACUUGGUAGUAAUGAUCCAAUGCAGUCAAUCCUGCAAAGCCUGGAGCAGCAGCAUGAAGAGGAGAAGAGAUCUGCUCUUGAACGACAGAGACUGAUGUAUGAACAUGAGCUGGAGCAGUUACGACGGCGACUGUCGCCGGAGAAGCAGCACUUCCGCAGCAUGGAGAGGUUCUCCUUCCAUUCUCCCAGCGCUCAGCAGCGCUUACGACAGUGGGCAGAGGAGAGAGAGGAAAUGUUGACCCACAGCCUGAGAAAGCUGCGAGAGCAGAUUGUUAAAGCAAAUUUGUAUGUGAGAGAAGCCAAUUUUAUUGGAGAGGAGUUGGACAAGAGGACAGAGUAUAAAGUUACUCUCCAGAUCCCAGCUUCAAGCCUUAAUGCUAACAGUAAGAGAGGUGCAAUUCUCAGUGAGCCAGCUAUUCAGGUGAGGAGGAAAGGCAAAGGCAAACAGAUUUGGUCACUGGAAAAGCUGGAGAAUCGAUUGGUAGAUAUGAGGGAUCUUUACCAGGAGUGGAAAGACUGUGAGGAAGACAAUCCAGUGAUGAGAGCUUACUUCAGGCGAGCUGAUCCUUUCUAUGAUGAGCAGGAAAACCACAGCCUUAUCGGUGUAGCCAAUGUUUUUCUUGAGUGCCUGUUCUAUGAUGUGAAGCUACAAUAUGCUGUUCCAAUCAUCAAUCAGAAGGGAGAGGUAUCAGGUCGUCUCCAUGUUGAAGUUGUUCGUGUGAGUGGGGAGAUAGACGACAGGCUGGUUGGUGGUGAGGAUAGUCCAGACUCUUCAGCUGAAAAUGACAUUCAGGAGAGAAAACUUGUCUGCAGGAUUAAAAUACUUCAGGCUACAGGUUUGCCACAGCACCUCUCCAACUUCGUGUUCUGCAAAUAUACAUUCUGGGAUCAGUUGGAGCCAGUUAAUGUUGCACCUGAGGUGGAUCCUUCCCUGUCUUCCAUCAGCAAGGAGCCACGGUGCAUGGUUGUCUUCGAUCACUGCAAUGAAGUUUCUGUAAAUAUCUCUGAAGACUUCAUGGAGCAUCUCUAUGAAGGCGCCUUGGCAAUUGAAGUGUAUGGGCACAAGCAGAGUGGGGACCGCAAAAAUCCUGCCCUGUGGGAUUUGGGAAUAAUUCAAGCCAAGACACGCAGCCUUCGUGACAGGUGGAGUGAAGUAACCCGAAAAUUAGAGCUUUGGGUUCAAAUUCUAGAGCUGAAUGAGAACGGGGAAUACUGCCCAGUUGAAGUGACUCCUGCCAAAGAUGUGUGCACAGGAGGCAUCUUCCAGCUCAGACAGGGGCAAUCACGACGAAUUCAGGUUGAAGUCAGAUCUGUACAGGAAUCUGGGACCUUGCCACUGAUGGAGGAAUCAAUAUUGUCUGUUGGCAUUGGCUGUGUUCAAAUAAAACAUGUCAAGUCACAGAAAGGACCUGAAAAUUACCCGGAAGAAGAGGAUGAAAUGGACAGCUACCAGGAUAGGGAUUUGGAGAGGCUCCGUCGGAAGUGGCUGUGUGCCUUAACAAAGCGUCAGGAGUAUCUUGAUCAGCAGCUGCAAAAGCUCGUUGGGAAGCCUGAUAAAACAGAAGAUGAUGCAGAUCGGGAGGCACAGCUUUUGGAGAUGAGGCUAACACUCACUGAAGAGAGGAAUGCUGUCAUGGUUCCUUCUGCUGGCAGUGGGAUCCCUGGAGCUCCGGCAGAGUGGACUCCUGUGCCUGGUAUGGAAACUCACAUUCCUGUUAUUUUCCUUGACUUGAACGCUGAUGACUUCAGUUCCCAAGAUAACCUUGAUGACCCUGAAGCAGGUGGAUGGGAUGCCACACUUACAGCAGAAGAGGAGGAGGAAUUCUUUGAACUGCAGAUUGUGAAGCAUCACGACAGUGAGGUGAAAGCAGAAGCCUCAUGGGAUUCCACAGUCCAUGACUGUAUCCAGCUCAGUAAGGGAACAGCAGCAGAUGAAAGGGUUUACCUGAUUGUGAGAGCCACUGUCCAGCUCAGCCACCCUGCAGAGAUGCAGUUAGUGCUACGCAAACGCAUUUGUGUGAAUGUCUAUGGCAGACAGGGCUUUGCACAGAGUUUCCUCCGGAGAAUGGCUCACCGAAGUUCCAUUCCUGGCUGCGGUGUCACUUUUGAGAUAGUCUCAAAUAUUCCAGAGGAUGCUCAAGGAGCUGAAGAGCGGGAGGCACUGGCCAGAAUGGCAGCAAAUGUGGAAGAUGCAGCUUCAGCUGACUCUGAAGCCUAUAUCGAGAAGUACUUGCGGAGUGUGCUGGCAGUGGAGAACAUUCUCACCUUGGAUCGCCUGCGCCAGGAAGUUGCUGUGAAGGAGCAGCUAAUGGGAAAAGGAAAGCUCUGCCGUAGGAGCCUGAGCUCUCCCAAUGUGAAUCGGCUUUCUGCAAGCCGCCAAGAUUUAGCACCCCUUUAUAAUCUCAGCAGUAACCGGAGUCUAAAGGUCCCAGCAGAGGGCCGAUGGGAGAGUCAGCAAGAUGUAUCCCAAGGUGCCACAAAUUCCAGUAGAGGCAUUAGUCCAUCUCGUACCUCUCUCCCAGGCUCUGGGCAGCAAAACCACUCUCCUGAUCCAGGUCUUGGUAGCCUUGCUGCUUCCUAUCUGAAUCCUGUCAAGUCUUUCGUACCUCAGAUGCCAAAGCUGCUGAAGUCUCUCUUUCCUGUCAGGGAUGAGAAAAAGGGCAGGCAGACCUCUCCUCUUGUACAGCAGGCUGUCCCACGGAUCAUGGUUCAGUCUGCCAGUAUUGAUGCCAGUGCUGCAAAGAUAAAACAGAUUAACCAAGAAGCAGUAGGGAAACAGCCCUUUGAAACUGCAGUGCAGACAUCCGAGGCGGACAAGAGUAUGGAAAAGACACCCAAAGUGCCUUUGCAGCAGCCCACAGGAGACACCCAGGUGCAAGACUCUCAGGAAGGACCUCCAAGUCCUCUCAGUGAAGCUUCCAGUGGGUACUUUUCUCACAGUGUUUCAACAGCCACCCUCUCUGAAGCCCUUGCAGCAGGAAGUGAUGCUGUGGCUCAACCAGGAGGUCAAAUGCCUGCAGUGACUGACUUCCCAGCUCCUGCUGUGGCUCAGAUCUCUUCUUCUGAUUUGCCAGGGCCCUCAGAAAGUUCUUCAGAAAGCUGUGUCAAUACUAAGAGAGAGAGUCUACUUGCCUUCAACCUUCAAAGUGCUCAUGCAAGACCUAAAGAGAGCACUGAAGUGAAUGGAAAUGAUGCUUUGAAAUCAAAAUCUUGCACAUCUCCUGUGACUCAAAGUGAGCAGGUAAAUGAUGCCUCUGUAGCCACUGAUGCAAAAAGCUUUUUUUCUACCUCCACUCCAAAGGAAUUGUCACCCAAACAAUCAAUGGAAUCAUCAGGACAAGAAAGGAAAAAAGAAAUGGCUUCUGGGGCUUCAGAACUGGGGUUUCCCAAACCACAGGUUCACCUCAACCAAUUGUCCCAGCUCAGUGUGGCAGCCUCCCCCUUCAAGAUCCAGAAAGUCAAGACAUCAGAGCUGAAGUCCUUCACAAGCAUGCUGGGGCCAGAUACCUCGUGCUCACUAAACACAGAAGAGCAGCAAGGAGGAGAAAAGGGCACAUCCACUGCUCAUGGACUGAAUCAUAAUGGAUCAGAGAUGGCAGAAGAAAAACUGGAAGUGACUUCUGACUCUGAAGAUGCCAAUGAAAUUCCUGAGUGGCUGAAAGAGGGAGAAUAUGUCACAGUUGGCACAAAUAAGACAGGCAUUGUUAGAUACAUUGGACCCACAGACUUUCAGGAGGGAACAUGGGUUGGUGUCGAACUGGAUUUACCUUCAGGUAAGAACGACGGCUCGAUCGGCGGCAGGCAGUAUUUCCGCUGCAACCCCGGCUACGGGCUGCUGGUGAAACCAGGCAGAGUUAAGAAGGCCACGGGCCCGGCCCGGCGGCGCAGCACCGGCUUGCGGCUGCAAGGAGGAGCUGCUGCUGCCGACAACAGGAAGAGCGGCAGCUUCUCCGGGUCAGCCUCCAACCUGGCUUCCCUCACAGCCCUGGCCAAGUCAGAAGGAGGCUCCACGCUGCGGCCGGAGAAGAGCCAGAAGAACGCAGAGAACAGGAAAUCCUGGGCGAACUGA
Messenger RNA from Indicator indicator, 6252 nucleotides. RefSeq names its product kinesin family member 13B (gene KIF13B). The transcript is spliced from 43 exons. NCBI's taxonomy places the organism in Eukaryota, Metazoa, Chordata, Aves, Piciformes, Indicatoridae. Gene Ontology annotation, molecular function: cell adhesion molecule binding; microtubule binding; ATP binding. The coding region runs from base 1 to 6252 and encodes 2083 amino acids. The record is from RefSeq and is a predicted model, not a curated record. Gene Ontology annotation, biological process: regulation of protein localization; microtubule-based movement. Gene Ontology annotation, cellular component: adherens junction.